Ailuropoda melanoleuca (giant panda) is the source of this 9871-nucleotide messenger RNA. It is a transcript of the gene C8H1orf21, whose product is annotated as chromosome 8 C1orf21 homolog. The record is from RefSeq and is a predicted model, not a curated record. The transcript is spliced from 5 exons. NCBI's taxonomy places the organism in Eukaryota, Metazoa, Chordata, Mammalia, Carnivora, Ursidae. Bases 146 to 511 code for a protein of 121 amino acids.
UCCAGCUUUCUGUUCUCGCAGGUGCGCACAUCUUGACCGACUCAGCAGGAAGGUGGAUUUUCUUUGUGUUUAAAGAAAAAAAAUGUCCCCGUGUCUGUAGAGAUGCUUUGCAGUUCAGCCCGGCGGAAGCUGACCGAAUGAGACUAUGGGCUGUGCCUCUGCUAAGCAUGUUGCCGCUGUUCAAAGUGAAGAGGACGCCCAGAAAGGGAAGAACUACCAGAACGGAGACGUGUUUGGCGACGAGUAUAGGAUCAAACCGGUGGAAGAGGUCAAGUACAUGAAAAAUGGGGCGGAAGAGGAGCAGAAAAUAGCAGCCAGGAACCAAGAAAAUUUGGAAAAAAGUGCCAGUUCAAACGUAAGACUUAAAACUAAUAAAGAGAUUCCAGGAUUAGUUCAUCAACCCAGAGCAAACAUGCACAUCUCUGAAAGCCAACAAGAAUUCUUCAGAAUGCUGGAUGAAAAAAUUGAAAAGGGUCGAGAUUACUGUUCCGAAGAAGAGGAUAUCACAUAGCACCCAUUCUACCACUGAAACCAGGAGCUACUACUGUGUAAAUAGGUUACACCCCAGUUGAAAUCUUUGCAAAGGUCGGUUCUCUUCAGCGAAACAGCACUAUAGCAAAAGAAGAUCGUUCCAUAUCGUAUGCCCCAUUAAAUUACAGUGUUUCUUAAUGAACUUGCAAAGGAAUAUUGCUAAAAACAAACACACACACACACAAAAAAAAACUGUUAUCGAACUUUCUUUGUUGCUGCUAGUUAAAACUUGUUGCAACUUCUCACUUCUCUUGUGUCCAGGUAUGCAGCAAAAUUCUGCAAUUUCAUCUUAAAGAUACUGUUGGUUUUACAGAUGCUCUCCAACUAUUUUCUAUAAGAUGAGGUAGUGGUGAACUCAGAUAUCAACCUUCUGUUGUAGAACUGUUCUGCUUCUAAGACAAGCGUCUCCUUCCCUCUCUCCUCCCUCUCUGUCUCUCCCGAGCGGUCCAGAGCCUUGCUUCUCACUGGCAAUGUUGCGCUUUGGAGAUGGGAUGGUUGCUAUGGCAAGCCUUGUUUCUUUGCUAAGAAGAAGUAGAGAAGCCAUUUUCCAUUAAAAGCAUGUUGGGACGUGACUCCCGGAGUGACGUAGGAGCGAGCACCGGGUGGUUUCAUUGACUAGGUAUCUUCAUCAAGGAUUAAGUUUGCAACAUUGGCUUUGCUCAGAUGCAGAUGGAAGUGUGAUCACAAUCAUUUUGAAUCCCUCUUCCCCACUUUUUUUUCUAAGAAAAUAAACAUUUUACUGUUUUUAUGUAUCCUUGUCUUCUCCCAUUCAUCCAGUUCAGUGUCUUACAGUGAUCCUGGGUGCAGAAGAUGAGCCCUCCUUUGCAAUGACACCAGUAAUUGAGCGUCAUGGCUCCCUACCCUCCCAUCAGUCCUCUGUCACGCGUUAGCAGGGCUGCCAGUGGUCAGAGGAGAUGAGGGGACGCCCCCUCAACGUUUUAGGAAGGCCACCCUGUUUCCUUUCCUUUUGUUAGCAGAUAAGCCAUCCUACUUCCUCACUCGCUCCCUUCCAAAUGUUCCAUGAGCCUUGCCACUUCCUUCUCUCACUCGCGGCACUGGCUAGGACAGUGCAACCUAGUACGUCGACACUGGUGACGAUAUUUGGAAAUGCAGAAGCCAAAGCCCUAGGGCCGUGUUGGGGAGUGUGAACUGUGGGUUUGGUAGAGUUUAUUUUUCCAUAUUAUAUGAAGAGAAUGAUCUCUUCUCAAAGAUAGAAGUAAUAUUUUUAACAAAUGUUGUCACAAGUAAAUAGCAAUCAAAAGGAGAAAAUAACUUUUGUAUUUUUUUAACACGUUUGAUAGCUUUGACGAGGGUUGUCUUUGUUACUUUCAGGGCAGCGCAGCCUGCUGAAUGCUGUGCCAGCGGGCCAGGUGGGGGGUCGUGCCACAGAAACACGGCGGGAGCACCGUAUGUUGCUCUCCUGUGGGGUUUGAACGUGAGGGGCUCAGGAUCAGCCACACUGCCGCCCUCCAAAGGUGGGUAGUUGUUACUCGUCCUGGGUAGCCGAGAGAUCGCCUGCCACAGACCAGAACAAGAAGCUGAGUUUGCUCUCGCUGAGAUGAGCCUUGACUUUAAAAUCCAUCCGUGACGCAGAUGGCCCCGUGGAUGGGCUAAUGGGGAGAUUCCUUAUCUGCUGUUAGACCCCAGGGCGCAGAAGUGAGGGGAAGGAAACUCAGUCAAGUGCUACAGAAAACGGACUCACAUGUUAGCAACAAAAGCCCUUAAUGCUUUCAGCCAGCAGCAGCUAUUUCGGGGAGCAGCUGUGGUUGUUACAUAAAUAGAGAUGCAGCCAAAAUUUAAGGCUUUUUUAUCCUGCUUCAAGCAGAAAAAUGCAGAGUCAAGUCGCCUAGGGGUUUACGUUCCCUCCCUUUGUAUGGUUUUUGGCCGAGUGACUAAAAUAGUUUUCCUCAACUGUAAAUGAACUGCUGAGCCCCACCUGAAACUUGUCCACGUAGGACUUUGUUCACUGUUAAUGCGAUUUUCUGAUUCUUCUCGAGCAAGAGGGACGCAGACACUAAGCAUUUUCCACGGGGCUGCGCUACCUGGCGUCUCAGAGAGUGUCUUCCCAGAAAACGGCCACCUUCUACCCAAAGAUGAUACAUGCUCAUAUCAUUUUUUCUAGUCAUGUUUAGCAUUUUGACACGAUACACAUGUACCCAGAACCAAGUGUUUCUUGGGAAUUUGAGUUUUGAGUGUUUCAUAAAACUAGAAACUGGUUCCUGUGAACCCAGGGGCUUUUCACCUGGAGUUCUUGUCUCCCAAGUUUAACUCUUUGAUGUGCAGGUGUUAUUUCAUCUGCAGACAAAUUUGGUGUAUCUAGAAAUAGAUCUGAGAAAUGGGAUGGUUGAGUGGGUUGGCAUGAGACGCUUGAUUAUGUUAGCAACACUCAAAACUGUCUGGUUUUUUCCAUCUUUGGCUUUAAUCAUAAAAUUGUCAAGUGAUUUGUGUUUGUACUUUAUUUUUUUUAUGCCUUCUGCAAAGGGUCUAAUGCAAAAAUAUUUUGCCUCCCCCCCCCCCACCGUGUAUCUGAACAUGAAGUAGAUUGUCUCAGAUACCAUGAAAAGAAUCAUCCAGAAACUAGUGCUUCUGCUGGCUGAGGACUCAGGGAGAUGGAGAGGGGGAGGAGAGUGGCCUGAUGGAAGGAGGUAGAGAAAGGAAGGAUGAAAAAUGGACCGAGAAGCAUUCAGCGGCAAGAGUUGAUAGCAUGGCCGCACUUGGGUGCAGUUCAAAAUCCAGCUGCCUGGCGGCCAGGGGGUGGGGCCGAGUGUCCAGAAGAUUUACAGCUGGAUCGCUCUGAGCUUUCUGUGCUCUGCGUUGUGGAGUUGUCCCAGUUCAGCAGUAUAUGCGCUUUCUUUUGGUUGGCAGAGAUUCAGGGCCGUGGAGUACUUUCUGUCAUAACGGAGUACGUGUCGGUUCCCGGCACAGGACCUCAAAAGAGGCCUUUACCUCAGCCGUGCCUCCCGGCCCCCAGGCUGAAGCCGAGCGCGGUGUUAUGGUCUAUUUAGGGACAAAGAACGAAUGAAGUGCAGGGACGAGGAAACUAGGUCAGCCCUCAGCAGCGGGGGCCACCCACGGGCCCGCGGGGAUCCUGGGCUCUCCCCCUCUGCACGGCCCCUGCUCCGAGACUGGGCUUCUCUGACUCGAAUGAGAGAUGAGCUGGCAGGCAAGGCAAGGGGAGGCGCUCCCUGUCAGGGGCGCCCCCAGAGUCCUCCCGGGAUGACCCCCCCACGCCUGCCACCGGACAGCCCCCAGGACGAUGGCGCCCGCGUUUCCAUCCCACUGGAUGCCAUCCUGCUUUGAGUUCUAACUGCUCUCCUCCCAACCUCAUCGAGGCUUUUUUCUCUAAGGGCCAGACUCUCCCAAAAGCCUGCUAAAAACAGAGACUGUACCUCUCAUGAACUUUACUUCAGUAGCCUGUGACGCAGGCCAGCAUGUUGGUGACGAAUUCUGCUUUGACAUUAGGUAAGAAUUUGAAAGGAGCGCUCCAUCCCUUACCGGACUUAGGAAGGAAACCCUGUUAAAUACGUUGGUUUCCUAGGAAGAGAAAUGAUCUAUGUCUUCAGCCAGAAAGAUACUAGCUCUGAAUCCUUGGGCUCCAGGAUUCUGAUAUGUUCUUUGUGAAAAGCAAAACGAUUGGUGUCCAAGGCAGCCUCCCCCUCCUCCCAACUCCCAAAUUUAAAAAAAAAAAAAAAAAGCUAUUAGAUUGCACGGGAUCAUUUGACAGAAAAUCUGCCUUCUGUGCUUUUGCCCCUGGGAGGCAUUUUCAGAGCUUUAUUUCUUGGUACCUCUCAGACAUUAAGCUUUUUGUGAAGUUGUGCAAAACCCCAGUAGAACAAGAAGACCUGGUCGGGAAGAGGGAAUGUGUUUUGGGGGCAUGGUGAAAAGGUGGCCGGAGGCAGGGACAUUGGCUCUGGAUGUCGCGUGCGGACCACUGCACCCCCACGCGCCUGCGUGCAGCUGGGUGAGGCAGUCGGCUUUCCCACUGCAGAUGUCCUUGCAAUAAACCUCUGGAAUUUUGUGAAUGACUUCUAAGAAUAGCCUUUUGCCGAUGAAUGGACAUGUUUUUCCAAGGGGCGGUGGGGGAUGUCCUUUGGUCACCUUUUCGCGUGUCUCUGGAAAAGGGUCAAAAACCGACAGCAGAAACCGAGGAUGCUGGGUGAAUGUAUUUACUUACGUGACCGACCUUAAGACUCACUAGCUCUCCCAUGCCCUUCAGGAGACUCCUGUACCUUAUCUGGGUCUAACCUGAUCUUGGGGAAAGAGGAAAAGGAACUAACAUGUAUUAGUUAUGCUCACCCUGUGCCAGAUGCUGGGCUAGGCAUUUCGUAAUUGUCUUGUGUCAUCCUCCCCAUAAUCCCGCGAAGUGAAUUUGUGACCCUCAUGUCCCAAGUAGCGUAUCCUGCUAAUACAGAAUGCAUCUAUCCAAUAUCAGUGCCCACGUGGAAAGAAGGAAAGAUGCCAUUCAAGUAUUUUCCGAAUUUUGUUACUCUUCCUAUGCCCUUUGCAACACUGUGAAAAGAGCCCUUUGGGGGCUUCUCUCUUCCAGAAUCCCUCUUUGGCUCAUCACCAGCUGGGUCUGCCAUGGGGAAUGUUUUGCUUGGCCUGCCCAUAUCUGAUGAGCUAGGACAAACCUCAAGAGGCCGCUGGCUAGCAGAACUGUAGUGCCCGGGAGGAAAAGGCUUUGGGGGUUUAGGCACACGUCUCGCUUCCUGGACUCCUUUCAGCAUCUGUUACUUCUACAGUGAAAUUCGAGAUGCAGCCAGAACAGGCCCUUGAAUGCUGUGAUUUCUUUCUCGGCUCCCAAGGCUCAUUUCAUCCCAGGCUGCAUCGUUUUAAGGUGAGAAGCCUUAAUCUUGCAGAGAAGCGUGGGAGAACCCGAUCACCCAAGGUAGACGCAAGGCCUGGACCAUUGACUUGAAAUCCUUUCUUGUGGGCCAGGGCUGGAUGUCUCUUUUUGAUGUUUGAACCGGGUCUGUAUUUUCCAGGCCAGUUUAAGCACUGCAGCUAAAUGUGAAUCUCUUUCGAGACCUAAAUGUUUUGGACAGUCGUGUCGUGACUUGGACAGUCAUUUAAAUAGCAUGUCCAAGGUCAGAAGAGCCCAAAAACUCCCCAGAGUUCCUUUCCUUGCUUCUCAAGGCACGUCCUCUAAAAUAGAUGGCUCAUGUCUCCAUGGCAACUGUUAAAGGUGCUGCCUAGAGGGGACCCACCCCUGCCCUCACUUGGCUUGAAAGAAGAAUCAAAAAAAAUUUCCUUGUGUAGAGGGGGUGCUGUUAUGUUCAGUUUUCUAUGAAAACUAUCCCCAAGAUCUUGCCUCUUUCAAACCUGGCAGCUGUCAAAUUCCUUGAAGAUAAUGUGGGAAAUGGCUCCUACCUCUUGUAAGCCAGAGAAAUGGCUUUAAAUCAGCACGAUUUGUUCCUAAACCAAAGGCCGCAUUCUAAUCCCGUCUUCCCCCUCUACCCAGAAUUCUCCCUUUUUCCCUUUCCGGGAGUUAUUUUUAGCCCAAGGCUUUGAACACGAUUGAGUUAAGACUUAAAAGCUGUAAAAAGAACACCGUAAACUCAGCCAGAACUGCCGUAGGGUCUCUAGGGUUGCAAAUAGUUCUAGAACUUUAGGGGCCAUUUGGCCUAGACCCAGAGGGGAUCAAACAGCCCCAGGUUUUUUGGCAUUUCAGUCCAGACCUUCAGGGACUGUUCUUUCUUGACCAUCAAGUGAGCGAGGGAAGGGAAGCUUCGCAAUAGAUUUCAAGCCAACUUUUCCAUUCAAAACAAGAUGCAAAUUUAUUUUUUAAAAAUUCAUAUCUUCUUUUCCUGGAACAGAACCAGGCAGCUGCCUUAUUAGGACUCUAAAUUCGGGUCUAUUUUCUUAGCACACACACAGACCCACACACAGGUACUUGGAGAAAGAAAAUACAGCUACUUUAUCAUUGAAAUGGUCCAAGGAAGAGCUGUACUUUGCUUUUUGUAAUCUCUAAGAUAGCAUCUAGGAAAGUAUUAGUGUAACUGUGAUAAUGCCAAAACAGGAAAAGCUAGUGAUCCCUCUUGCGAAACUUCGAGUUAGACUGAGUGAGGACAGAGAUCUGUUGGCCACCUGACCUUGUGUCCCCUCUGGACCAGGAUGCCCUGCCCCCGGCAAGUUUGCCUCACCAGGGCCUCUAGCCUAGACACUGGGGCUGGCAUCCUGGCCCAGCCCCUGGUGCGUAAAGGGCACAUCCCUCAGGAUAUGUUGUCAGGGGCCGCCAUAUACAACCACGGUUCCUCACACGCUCGCCCGCUCCUCCAGCGUGGCCUUGACUGGCAGCCCAGCCGUUCCACUGCGAUGUUCUGACCCCAGUGUGUGGAUCUGGGGCCCCUUCAUCUAGGUUGUCCCAGAUGGAGCAUCUUCAGCAUUGCCUUCUCCAGGGUUGAGGACUCCUUCAUGCAGCAGAUUCUGUAUAGAGCACCGUAUAAUCGCCCUUAACACCGGUUAAGCCAAACACAGCUCCUGGCCUCAAGGAGCCUAGCAUCAGUCAGGAAGACAGUGUGGAAACCGCAAGGGUCUGUACUGGGUGCUGUGGGAACAUCUCAAAGUGGCAACUGCCCAGCUUGGAGAAUCAGGGGGCUUCCAGAAAGAGCCGACAUCCGAGCUCAAGUGUGUCAGAGGACUGAGGGAGAGCGUUACAAAGGGCCUUUGGGGCUGAGAGGACAGCAUGGGACUCAGCCCAAAGGAGGGACAGUGCAGGCUGUUGGGGCCGGGAGGCAGCAGAGCAGCUAAAGCUGGGAGUUGAGGAGGAGAGGAGGGGGGGUGAGGGCAAUCAGUCAGCUGGGUGGUCCCGGGGGGCUCCCCCGGGGGCUUCACUGUGGAUGGGGGAGGGGAGGGAUAGAGAAAGCCGUAGACCGUGCUCUGCCCUCGGAAGCAGAGGUCACUGCUGAGGUCACCCCGAGAGGUAAGUGUGGUCAGCAUCAGGGCCCGGGUCUGCCCUGCUGCCGUGGGAGCACACGGUAGCUUGCUGAGAUGGUUUGUCCCCAUGUGUCCUCUGCCCCCCACCCCAGCACCGCAUCCUCCUGCCGAACACUGUUUCAGUUCGGGGGCUUUAACCCGGGCUAGCUCUUGCUUAGAGACGCACAGGGGACAGCGCCUGGUCGUCCUGAGCUGUCCAUAGAGCCACCGAGGCUAAAAUACCUCGUGGUACGAGGCUGGCCUAGACCCCGUGAGGAGGGGGUGCCCUAAGAUGACUUCCCGGGAAACAGCCGAUGGCUCGCUGGCCUCGUGUGACACCUUCCUUCAUCCUACCCAGAGGCGGCUGCCCUUGGACGGCCCUUCCCCAGGUUCAGUCACGCCCUGUGGCCAAGCCUCCACUGGGUCCCGAGUGCACGCCUGAAUCCUGCCCAAAAAAGGGACUAGUAAAAAAAAAAAAAUUUUUUUUUUAAAAAAGCACAAAUGGAUUGUAUGCGCACGGAAAAUACCUGCCAGCUUAGGCAGCCGGCAUGGACCUCGUGGGAACAGGGGGCCACCGAGCUCAGCUCUGCGCCCUCCGGUCGUGAGGCAGGGAGGCUUGGGGGGAAGCAGUCUCUUUGCGGAGACACCUCACAGUGCCUUUUAGGUUUUCCAGAGAACCUAUUCAGGGUUCAGAGCAUUGGGUUCUUCCCUCCCCCCACCCCCACAAAUAAUUAGAAAUUUUAUAAAGAGAAGAAAAAGAAUUCGAUGAAUCAAAAUACUAGCUGUGAGGCAGCAUGGUUUCUAGAAACUUAAGAAAAGGCUCAAACAAGUGACAUGGUUUCCCUGAGAGGUUGGAGGAAUUAGGCACUGAAGGCACUUUUCUUAGUUGAGUCGUUAAGUCUCCAGGGAUCCCAAAGGGCCCUGAAUAUUCCUUGGGGCUGACCUCUUUUGCAAGACCCCCACACCGGGCCUUCUGGGUGCAGCCUGGCAUAUUCAACAGCAACGCCAGCCUUCCAAACCCCUGGAAAGAUUUGAGUGCAAACACCCACCCUUUUCCCAGACACUCCUCCGGCUCCUUGCUGACGAAAUUCUACUUCUGUCUUGUGGUUCCCACUCGAAUAUCCCAUAGGCCUAGUCCUUUCUAUUAGAAUUUGGCCUGCAGCAGUCGUGAUGCUGGAAAUUGACAGAGCAUUUGGCCUCACACACACCUACCUUCAAAUUAAGGUCCUGCGGGGUCCCCUUGGUGGCGGCAGGAGGGUGGUCACGGAAUAGAGCUGGACUUCCCUUAGGGCACCGUCUCCCCAUUGUCUGCUCUGGUCCCGUUCCCUCACUGUCGCCAGGAAAGGAUCAAAAUGCCUCCUUGCUAGUUGUCCGUGGCCGUGUAUUUGCUGCGUGUGUUGUGUUUUACUUAGGAAGAAGGCCUUCCAUUCAAGUGAGAUACGGUGGCGGGAUUAGGAGGCAUCCGCUCUCAGUUGGGUCUGAAGGGUAUCUUGGGGCAAUGCUCUUCUGAGCACCUGCCAGGCUUCUCGGGUGGGCAUGGGAGCCCAGCAGGGCAGCCUCCCCAGCACUCUGCAUGCACGUGAAUUCUAUAAAGCAGUGGGUGCCCGUUUAUUUCUACCGCACAUGCCUCUCAGCAAAAACUCUGUGAGAUGCACCCCUCUGUAUGUUUACUAAUUUAUUUAACGCCUAUAGUCACGUACUUCUGUACUACUGUAUUAGACACAUUAUAAAAAGUACACAACGUAGCCAUUUUAAAAGAAUAAGAUACAAAAUAUUAUAAACAGAGGUUCUGGUAUCUUCUCUCUGAACACCGCAGGGGGGACCUCGAGUACCCCCUGGUAUGUGCACACUCACUUUGGACACUACUGUUUUAAGAGCAAACUGGCACACCUUCAUGGCAUCCAUCCCAAAACCACUGUGCUGGCACUUGGCCUGCAGAAUAAGAAGGUCUUAAGAUAAAAAUCCCAGGAGCUUCUCAUCUGGGAGACAGGGCAAACCAACUCUUCCAACAACCUACAUUUCAAUAAUGAAAAACCUGCCCAACAGGAAAGCUAUCCCUGGACAGUGGUGGCUACAGGUGCUAAGAAAAGAUCAGGUACAAUGUCCAGAGCCACGGGAUUGCUCAUCUUCCCUCUCUGGGUCUCCAGAAGAGGACGGUUGGCAAUCUUCCCGGCUCUCGCAUGAUUGGAAUUCUUUGAACCCUCCAACUGCUUCAACAGUACACUCCCCACGCCACCAGUGGGCCCACGUCGCUUGACUAUUAUUGUUGAUUUGACCACCGAGAUGUAAUGAUGAUUCUGUUCCAUUUUGAAAAGGGUCUGAGAAAGUGUACAGGUCUAAUUAUAUAUACAUAUUUAUACAUGUGUAUUUUUGUUUAUUGUUACAUUUUGACAUUGGACUUUCUAUUAAAUAAUUUUUAACAGUU